Messenger RNA from Mesocricetus auratus (golden hamster), 3841 nucleotides. RefSeq names its product lipin 3 (gene Lpin3). Gene Ontology annotation, molecular function: transcription coactivator activity; phosphatidate phosphatase activity. Gene Ontology annotation, biological process: triglyceride biosynthetic process; fatty acid catabolic process; cellular response to insulin stimulus. Lineage: Eukaryota; Metazoa; Chordata; Mammalia; Rodentia; Cricetidae. The coding region runs from base 771 to 3320 and encodes 849 amino acids. The record is from RefSeq and is a predicted model, not a curated record. Gene Ontology annotation, cellular component: nucleus. The transcript has 20 exons.
GGGCUAGGAGGCACUUUCCCUCUCUGGGGCAACAGAAGUUGCUACCCUAUGUGGGGAAUUGCAGUUUAGUGGUAGAGAACUUCUCUGGGAUAGGAGGGACCCUAGGUUUCAACCCCAGCACUGCUAUAAACAAAGUAAUCAUCUGCCAGGUGUUGGUGGUGCGUGCCCUUAAUCCCAGCACUCGGAAGGCAGAGGCAGGUGACUCUCUGUGAGUUCCAGGCUAGUCAGGGCUACACAAAGAAACCCUGUCUCGAAAAACAAAAACAAAACAAAGAAAGAUUUAUACUCCUACUCUCUUUGGUGGCAGAUGCAAAGUCAUUCCCGCAUCAUGAGGGCAGAGAUCUCAGGUCCAGGGCAACUGGUCCUGGCUUCCCUAUGGUAGAGGUAGAUUGGUCUGGAACCUUGUGGAUAUUUCUAGCCUGAAUUGAGCAAGGUGCCACAAGGCCUGGAGUUCACCUGUCCAUCUUGUAACUAGUAAGGUCCCCACUGUUCCGGAUGUUGAGUGCCAGCUUACUGUGUCUAAACUGUUAACUGCAAGUAGGGGCUGCCCUACUGGACUGCCCACAACCUGGAUGUAGAGACUGGCAGUAGGAGACAGCAGGCUGCCCAAGAGCCCCACAGUAGGUCGGUGGGCCAGCCUCGGCUAGUAGACCUAGGUCUUCUGGAGAUCGUCCCAUCCCACAGCUGCUGCCGCUGUACAGACACAUUCUGUCUUCAAGGGCUAGACACCACUUAAGCUUGGGCAUCGCAGCUGUUGGCCAGCAGCAGCCAUGAACUACGUGGGGCAGUUGGCAGAGACGGUGUUUGGAACAGUUAAGGAACUAUACAGGGGCCUAAACCCCGCCACGUUGAGUGGCGGCAUCGACGUGCUGGUGGUGAAGCAGACAGAUGGCUCCUUCCGCUGCUCACCCUUCCAUGUACGGUUCGGCAAGCUGGGUGUCCUGCGGUCCCGGGAGAAGGUGGUGGACAUUGAAAUCAAUGGAGAGCCCGUGGACCUGCACAUGAAGCUGGGGGACAGUGGCGAAGCCUUCUUCGUCCAGGAGCUGGACAGUGAUGAGGAGGACGUGCCUCCUCGCCUGUGCACCUCGCCCAUCCCAUGGGGAGGCCUGUCAGGCUUGCCCUCAGACUCCCAGCUGGGCACAGCCAGUGAGCCUGAGGGCCUUGUCAUCACUGGGCGGAGAAAGAGGAGGCGCAGGAGGAAAGCCAGGCGCAGGGAGGAUGCUGUGGACUCCAGUUCUGAGGAGUUGGAGCCCGGUGCUGAGAGUGAGCUGCCCUUGCAGGAAAAGCCAACACCAGAGUCCCCAAGUGCUCAGGAGGAAGAGGAGUCUUCAUUGCAGCCUAAGGACAUCUACCCUUACUCUGAUGGCGAGUGUACCCCACAGGCCAGCCUUCCAGCAGGUGACCUAAUGUCCCCCAAGAGUGACUCCGAGCUGGAGCUGCGGUCCUUGGAGCCCAGUCCCCUGAGAGCUGAGUCUCACAUGCAGUGGGCCUGGGGGAGACUGCCUAAGGUGGCGAAAGCUGAGCUGCUUGAGUUGUCUAAGGUCCUUGACAGUAUGGCCGAGGCAAUCUCUGCUCUUCCUGAAGAACCGGAACCUAGCACUUCGUCUUCCUCCUCUGUGACUGGUGUGGACACUUUGAGACCCCCAGUGCUUCCGCCCAGGGCCAGCACUGAGACAGCACAUCCCGAUGCAGAAACGCACUGUGAGGAAACUCUAGUGGAUUCUCCCCUUGCUGCCCCAGAGAGUAAGGAAACCAAGACUCAGAAUUCCAGGGGUGCGGGUCACCCUCCUGCCACUAAAUCCUUGAGCUGGACCACUCUGGAGAGCCACAUUCCCUCUGGACAUCCAGAAGGCUCCAAGGGAAAAGGUCCCCUGAAGAGAAACUACCACCUGGGCCCCAGUGACAUCUACCUGGAUGACCUCUCCUCCCUGGACUCUGAGAACGCAGCCCUUUAUUUCCCCCAAAGUGACUGUGGGAUGGGGGUCAGGAGGUGGAGUGAGCCCAGCCACCAGAAGCUCCUGGAGAACCCCAACCCUGAGCACAUAGAAGAACCCACUUUGGAUUCCGUGGACAAAAUAGCGCUGUCCCUCUGUGGUGGACUGGCUGACACUCGCGACAUCUCCCUGGAGAAGUUUAACCAGCACAUGGUAUCCUAUGAGGACCUCAUUAAAAAUCCCGGGCUCCUGGAUGACCCAAACCUCGUGGUGAAAAUCAAUGAGAAGCAUUAUAACUGGGCUGUAGCUGCCCCCAUGAUCCUUUCUCUGCAAGCCUUCCAGAAGAACUUACCCGAGAGCACUGUGGACAAGCUUGAGAAGGAGAAGAUGCCCCGGAAGGGUGGGCGAUGGUGGUUUUCCUGGAGGCGCAGGGACUUCCCAGCUGAGGAGCACCGUGCCCAGAGGGAGAAAACCGCAGCUAGGCAACAGCAGGGAGAGAAGACAGAAGUCCUAAGUAGUGAUGACGAUGCCCCAGAUAGCCCUGUGAUCCUUGAAGUCCCCCCACUGCCAGCCUCAACUCCAGGCUACAUUCCUACCUACAAGAAGUCCCUGCGACUGUCUUCUGAUCAGAUCCGGUGUCUGAACCUGCAUGAAGGAGCUAACGAUGUGGUCUUCAGUGUGACUACCCAGUACCAAGGCACCUGCCGUUGCAAAGCCACCAUCUACCUGUGGAACUGGGAUGACAAGGUGGUCAUCUCUGACAUAGAUGGCACCAUCACCAAGUCGGAUGCUCUGGGCCACAUUCUGCCCCAGCUGGGGAAAGACUGGACACAUCAGGGCAUCACAAGUCUCUACCACAAAAUCCAUCUAAAUGGGUACAAGUUCCUGUACUGCUCAGCACGGGCCAUCGGUAUGGCUGACCUCACCAAGGGGUACUUGCAGUGGGUGAGCGAGCAUGGCUGUGGCCUUCCUAAGGGCCCCAUCCUGCUGUCUCCCAGCAGCCUCUUCUCUGCCCUCCACAGAGAGGUGAUCGAGAAAAAGCCAGAAGUGUUCAAGGUUGCCUGCCUGAGUGACAUCCAGCAGCUGUUUCUGCCCCAAGGCCAACCUUUCUAUGCUGCCUUUGGGAACAGGCCAAAUGAUGUUUUUGCCUACCAGCAAGUGGGCCUCCCUGAAUCUCGAAUCUUCACAGUCAACCCCCGGGGAGACCUUGUUCAGGAGCUCAUAAAGAACCACAAAUCCACGUACCAGAGGCUCGGGGAGGUGGUUGAACUUCUCUUCCCACCCGUGGUGCGUGGCCCCAGCACAGACCUGGCCAACCCUGAAUACAGCAACUUCUGCUAUUGGCGGGAGCCACUGCCACAUGUGGACUUUGAUGCCCUAGUAUGAGCCUACCCAGGGCUGACCCAGGACUGACAGGGUGCUAAGGACACCAAGUAUUAGAAGAUGAGUCCCAUGGGGCCAGUCCAACAAAGGGGCAGCAAGUUGGUUGGCAGUCAGAGAUUCUCCCUUCUUGAAACACAAAUGCUGUCUCUUCGGUGUGAUUACUCAGUACCAGGGCAUCUGCCACUAUAAGGCCAUUUACUUGAAGAAAUGGAAUAGCAAUGCAGUCGUCUGUGGCACAGAUGGCACCAUCAAGUGAGGAACGUGGGGAAUCACCUACAGACUAUGGUUGUGAUUAGGAUCUGCCUCCCUACUGGGUGCGGCAGCUGCCCCAGGCCUAAGUAGAGCCCUGACCUCCAACAAUUAAAAUGUGUCACUAGACCCUUGCAGGAUUCUCUAUCCCCCUAGGUUAGUGUUUUCAACCUGUGGAUCAUGACCCUUUCACAGGGGUCACAUAUCAGAUAUCCUGUGUAUCAGAUUAUUUAUAUUAUGAUUCAUAAUGGUAGCAAAAUUACAGUUAUGAAGGA